CAUAACUGUAUUAGAAGCUGACGCAUUCAGUGACACUGGGAUCGAACCACGAUAUACACUCAAAGAUGAAGUACACUCUUGUGCUCAUAUUGCUGGUAGCGAUCACCUUCAAUCACCAGACUGAGGGUUUGGGACGACGGAGGCGGAGGAAUACCAACAAUAAAGAUGCAGGAAUGCUCGACAAGCGAGAUCUGUCCGAGUUUGACACCAACAAGGACGGACAUGUGGACGAGGCUGAACUAGAAAACUUGUUUAACACGCGGGAGGCUCGGGAUAUCUUGGAGAGAGCUGGUGGAAAAGACGGAAACAACACCAUGACUUUGCAAGAGUUCCAAAAAUUUAUUAAAUAUAUAUACAAAUUGGAAUAAAUAAACCAG
Molecule: messenger RNA, 377 nt
Organism: Gigantopelta aegis
Lineage: Eukaryota; Metazoa; Mollusca; Gastropoda; Neomphalida; Peltospiridae
Exons: 4
Coding region: 66-368 (100 amino acids)
Molecular function (GO): calcium ion binding
Source: RefSeq, a predicted model, not a curated record